Molecule: messenger RNA, 1068 nt
Organism: Penicillium arizonense
Lineage: Eukaryota; Fungi; Ascomycota; Eurotiomycetes; Eurotiales; Aspergillaceae
Product: Gfo/Idh/MocA family protein
Exons: 3
Coding region: 1-1068 (355 amino acids)
Molecular function (GO): nucleotide binding
Source: RefSeq, a predicted model, not a curated record
AUGUCGCAUGAACUGCAAAAGCCGAUCCUCCGAUGGGGCAUCAUUGGAACUGGCCUCAUUUCAUCCUGGUUUGUGAGUGACAUGGUUGUCCCACGGGCAGACGCGACCGCAAAGCAUAUCAUUCAAGCGAUCGGAUCAUCCUCGGAGGAAAAGGGUCGGGCAUUCGCCCAAAAGUUUGGGGGUGACGCAACUCCAUCUAUCUACGGCAGCUAUGAUGCGGUCUAUGCAGACCCGGAGGUUGAUAUUGUCUAUAUUGGAAUCCCACACGCGUUCCACAAAGACGCCUGUCUGAAAGCGAUCAGCCAUAGGAAGCAUGUUCUUUGCGAGAAGCCCUUUACCUUGAACGAGCAGGAGGCGCAGGAAGUUUUUGAUGCAGCCAAGAAGAAGGGAGUUUUUGUGAUGGAAGCGAUGUGGACCCGAUUCAUGCCAUUGACUGAGCAACUUCUACGAUUGGUCCAUCAAGAGAAGAGGAUCGGUGAUGUGCAUCGCGUAUUCUGUGACUUUGGUAUGCUCAUGGAUCUUGACAGCUUGCCUGCUACUUCGCGUCUGAAGGACCCGGCAUUGGGAGCAGGAACUCUGCUCGAUAUCGGGGUGUAUUCCCUGACAUGGGGAUUGCUGGGACUGGACGAGGGCAUCGCCAGCGCAGCCUUGACCCCACAGGUGUUUUCGGCGCAGAGUAUCAGCGAGGGUAUUGACGUUACAACCUCGAUUGUGCUGCACUACCCACAGAACGGUCGCCAGGGUAUUCUCACGUCGUCCAUGAAAGCCAAGUCGGACCCAGUGUUCGCUCGGAUCGAGGGAUCGAAAGGCACUGUUUUCAUCGAAGGAAUUGCUCCGUCUCUGCCACGCCGGUUUACGGUCGUUUUCAAUGACGCUGCUGCAGAGCGCCAGAUUUAUGAUGCUCCCCCGAAGGUGGGGAAAGGAUUCUUCUAUGAAGCCGACGCGGUGGCAAACGAUAUUGUCGCGGGGCGAGUGGAAAAUGCCACCAUGCCCUGGGACGAGACGCUCCGGGUGCUCGCCCUGAUGGAUGGCAUCCGCGCUAGGGGUGUUGGCCAGGCUUCAAAAUGA